This is a messenger RNA of Gasterosteus aculeatus aculeatus (three-spined stickleback), 3138 nucleotides long. RefSeq names its product phosphatidylinositol-5-phosphate 4-kinase, type II, gamma a (gene pip4k2ca). Gene Ontology annotation, biological process: phosphatidylinositol phosphate biosynthetic process. Gene Ontology annotation, molecular function: 1-phosphatidylinositol-4-phosphate 5-kinase activity; 1-phosphatidylinositol-5-phosphate 4-kinase activity. Lineage: Eukaryota; Metazoa; Chordata; Actinopteri; Perciformes; Gasterosteidae. Gene Ontology annotation, cellular component: plasma membrane. The record is from RefSeq and is a predicted model, not a curated record.
AACAUGGGUGGGCUCGAGAGGGCGGUGGUGCGCUGUCACCGGUGAUUCAGAAGUAUGUAACUAGUCACGCAUUCAUUAAGUUGAGUGAUGAGUCAACACGUCGGUUUGAACGCUAGAUUGUACGUUUAAAAAACUGCGUCAGUGCAACAGAACCGGAUCUCCACAGGUGCACUCCCGCGGCGCGUGGGAGAGAAGCGUUACCUUGUUUAGCUUAGCAAGGCUAGCCGUCAGGAAGAAGUGUCACCGCUCUACCAGGAGACGAAGAGUUCCAUGGCUGCUCUCGGUAACUCCGGGGCCGCUUCCAGUCCGAUGGUGGUGCUGGCUCCGAAGACUAAAACAAAAAAGAAGCACUUCGUGCAGCAGAAGGUGAAGGUGUUUCGAGCCAGCGAUCCCGUCCUGAGCGUCUUCAUGUGGGGCGUCAAUCACUCGAUCAAUGAUCUCAACCAGGUGCCUGUUCCUGUCAUGCUGCUGCCGGACGACUUUAAAGCCAACACGAAGAUCAAAGUCAACAACCAUCUAUUUAACAAAGAAAAUCUUCCAGGACAUUUCAAGUUCAAAGAAUACUGUCCUCAGGUCUUCCGAAAUCUACGGGAACGGUUUGGUAUCGAGGACCUCGACUUUCAGGUUUCGUUGACCCGCAGCCCCCCGAUGAGGAGUGUGGAGGACCAGGUAGAAGGUCUCCUCCUCAACUCCUACGACCGAACGCUGGUCAUCAAGCAAAUCUCCAGCGAGGACGUCGCAGACAUGCACGGCAUCCUGUCCGAAUAUCACCAGCACAUAGUGAAGUGUCAUGGCAGCACCCUGCUGCCUCAGUUCCUGGGUAUGUACCGUGUGAGCGUGGACAGCGAGGAGACCUACCUGAUCGUCAUGAGGAACAUGUUCAGCCACAGGCUGGUUGUUCACAGGAAGUACGACCUGAAGGGCUCUCUGGUGGCUCGUGAAGCAAGUGACAAAGAAAGGGUAAAAGAACUGCCUACCUAUAAGGACAUGGACUUCAGGAACAAUAUGCAGAAGGUGUACGUGACGGAUGAGCAGAAGGAGAAGGUGAUGGAGAAACUCAACAAAGAUGUGGAGUUCCUGGUGAGGCUGAAGAUCAUGGACUACAGCCUGCUGCUCGGCAUCCACGACGUGGGUCGGGCCGAGCGCGACGAGGAGGAGGGCGAGGAGGUUUCCAACGAGGACGAGGCGGAGGCGGAGAACGGCUUGGCCCAGGCGGGCUCGUACGGCACCUCUCCGGAGGGAAUCGCCGGCUACAUGUCCUGCUGCAAGCCUCUGGGGCCCGGCGAGUUCGACCCCUACGUGGACGUGUACGCCCUCGGCAGCUGCCCGGGAGCCCCUCAGAGGGAGGUCUACUUCAUGGGCCUGAUUGACGUCCUCACUCAGUACGACACCAAGAAGAAAGCCGCGCACGCAGCGAAAACUGUCAAACACGGGGCCGGCGCUGAAAUCUCCACGGUCCACCCCGAACAGUACGCCAAACGAUUCCGCGACUUCAUCUUUAACAUCUUUGCGUAGCGGCGGGCGGCACGCCGCUCCAACUGAGAGCGCUUCUUCCUGUUGACCAAAAUUAGUACGAACACACGCCAUUAUUAAACGUGGUGAUCUGAGAUGAGACUACUUCCAUUGUAGCAACAUGAUGUACUACUUCUUAUGCAGUUAUUUAUUUCUAAGAUGUAUUUCUUGUAGAUAUCAAGCAGUCGUUUGAUGGAUUAACUCUGGAGGGUUUGGGUCCCUGGAAGCAAAGUGCUGUCGAUCAGUGUUAGACCGCGUCAGUGCAAGAUCAAAUACUAGGGUUUUUUUUUUUUUUAGUCGCCCUCUUCUCACUUCACAGGCUUUAACUCAACUAACAUAUUUACUUUCUUGACAAAAGUCAACCAGGGGGAAUGACAUUGCUCUUUGGGGUCUGUUAAAGGCUCCCUGUGGAGUUUCUGUUAGGCGUUUUUUUUGUUCCUCGUGCACGUGGACGCUUGCACACAACGAGCAGUCCGGCCAACGGGGACGCAACUCGCUGCUCCGCUGGUCUGUAAGACACCAAGAUGUGCAGCAGUGAGCCAGCGAGGACAUUGAAGGAGCAGAAGACGACUGCUGCCCACUGAGCGUGGACGUAAACGGUGCUGGACUUAAAAUCUCAGCGUUGAAAAAUAUUUUAUGAGGAAAACGUUUAACAUUUGUGUUAGACCUUGAGGAUAUAAACUAUGUUUUUCAGUUAAUUUAAUAGUAUCACGCUAUGAGACUAGAUAUAUUUUAGAUCUCGAAAUAUGAUAUAAAUGUAACGGCAGCAUUACAGCAAAGAGAUGUCGUUUUCUGAAUAUACCAGGCUGUUCUAUAUAUCCUCUCAUCAUGCCUUCAAACCCUUUCAUUCAUAUCAAUUGAUUCAUUUUUAGAAAUCUAAUUUGUCAACUGUACAAUAUUCUUGCAACAUCGAUAUCAAGCUCAAGCCCCCCCACCCCAUCUCAGUAAGAAAGCAAACUGCUCCCAAAACUAUUCCUUACAUCCUAGAAUAAUCUUAAAUAGGUAUUGGAACACUAAUGGUAGCCCAGAUUCAACUUGAGAAAUGUUAAUAUCCGUUUGAAUGUUGAGAGCCAAAUGUGUGAGCGCCAAGCUUUGUGUUGCAGGAUUUGCUUUUUGCAUACGAUUAAAACAUCUCUGUGAUCAGUUUGAAUCAGAUUUUAGUAGUUUAAUGUAAACAUGUUUGUUGGCUACCGCAGCCAGUAAAGAGACUGUUCGGGGGGGGGGUGGCGCUGACCCCCAGAGCUGGACCCGCGUUAAUGGAGUGGCUCAUCUAAAGUGUAGAACUAGGCCGGCCGUUUUUAAUGAAAUCCCUUUUUGUGUGUAUGUUUAUACUGCAAUAACCCCGUGGAAAAAGAGCCCAUGCAUCCUUACUGUGUGUUCUGUGCAUUCGAAUAGCAAAUGUGCCAUGUGACUCAUGGUGAUCAGAUGUAGACAAAUAUAGUACUAGAAACUACGGCCUGUGUAAAGCUUUGUUCACCAUGACCCAACAUUCCUGUAGCUUCUGCAGUGAGCCUCCACACAGACACGGGGGUCACUGUGUACGAUGCCCCAUCUACUCGGUGAUUGCACAUGUUGUAUUUUUGCAGCUUUUGGACCAAAAUAUAUUUUACAAAGAAUUUCUGAAAA